CAUGAUGGAUGGUCCACGGAGAAUGACUGCAAAAUCUAAUCUUUCUCCCUCACUCAUACGCACGCAUAAUCCAAAAUCGCAACAUUCUUCGAAGCUUCCUCGCGUUUUGCCGCUAUUUGCUGUUUUUGAUUGCCAAAUCAUUAUCGAUUUGCUUAUUUCCAUCACACUUCCGUUUCGAAACGCUCAAUUGCGAUGGGGCAGCACCAGUCUAAGGACGAGUUGCUCUAUCGGAAAUCCGUUGAAGGAAACGUUCAGGCCGUCAAAGCUCUUCGGACAGAAGGCGCCGGCCUUGAGUGGGUCGAUAGAGAUGGAAAGACCCCCUUAAUUACAGUCUCUUUGUACCCACAAGGAUUUAUCAUGGCAGAAACUUUGAUCAAUCUUGGCGCAAAUGUGGACGCCUACAGAUCAGGGCGUCAUGCUGGAACGCCUUUACAUCAUGCUGCAAAACGUGGUUUGGAACAAACAGUUAGAUUGCUUCUUUCUCGUGGAGCCAACCCAUUACUGAGGAAUGAUGAGGGUCAAACCCCAAUUGAUAUUGCAAGAUUAAGAGGAUUUAGCAAUGUGGUUCAUGCUAUUGAGAACCAAAUAUGCUUCUUCUCUGGCUGGCUGAGGGAGUUCAAUGGUCCAGGCUUUCUAAAAGUGUUGGCUCCUCAAUUGAUGUCAAGAAAGAUCUGGGGAGUUGUUGUGCCUUUUGGUUCUCAUAAUGCUGCGAAACCGGUCAAAUUGGAGUUUGUUAUCUAUACAAGCUUGCAGGAUGCUCAGCCACAUAUGGUGAUUGAUUUACGAAAGGCCAGCAUAGAGGAACCAAAAUUCAACAAAGAAGAGGUCAUGCUUAUAAUCCAUGACAUCACCACAAAUGCUCGAUACAAGUUUGCAUCACCCAUUGUUGGCGACGGAAGACAAAUUCAAUUCUUAUACAAUGCUUGUAGAGGAAUUCCCCAGAAAUCAAUCGUCCCAACAAUGCAUGACAUUAUUCCCGCCUCUGCAAAUCAAGCUGAAGAAUUGUCAAUUGGGUUAAAUUCUUCAAUCCAGUCCCUUGUGGAUGAUAAAGAAUCCAUUUCCUUUGGUUCAACCGUCAAUGGCUGGAUGAAUGAGCCAGCUAAAGAAGAGUACAACAGUUGGGGUAUGCCUGAAGGCACCAGGCCAUGCAUCCGCAAAGUUAUUAAAGAAACAAACAACACUGAACAAGGAGAAUGGAUUGGAAAGCCUGAUGAAAAUGGGAGUCACGGUUUGAAUAAUGGGUGGGUCAUGCCAGCCGAAGACAAUAAGACUACAGAUGGAGAUACAGGUUUGAAUUUGCAUGAAUUAGCCCAAAAGGGGCCUAGACCUUCAGCACCAGCUUCCUCAAGUUGUUCAAUAUGUUGGGAAGCAGCAGUUGAGGGGGCUUGUGUCCCUUGUGGGCAUAUGGCUGGUUGUAUGGGAUGUCUAAAUGAGAUCAAAACUAAGAAAGGAGAAUGCCCGGUUUGUCGAUGUCGAAUAGAUCAGGUUAUCAAAAUUUACACUGUUUAAGGAGCACUAAACAAACAUGCAAAAGAAAAAACACAUGAUUGAGAGCAUAACAGAGUAUAGAUUUAUAUACAACUUUAUAAUUUUUGUAACUAAUUAUGAGAUCUUGUCAUGAAUAAACCUCUCUGAUUCAAAACUUAACACUUUUUUUUGGAGGUGUUGGUUAUGAUUCAUCGUCUAUUAUAGAUCUUGUGAAUUACAAUUGAUUAUCCCAAUUGAUGGGAAAAGUUUGUCGUACUUAUUAUUGAAUAAUCCCAAUAAGGGUGUCUCC
This is a messenger RNA of Impatiens glandulifera, 1777 nucleotides long. RefSeq names its product putative E3 ubiquitin-protein ligase XBAT35. Gene Ontology annotation, molecular function: protein binding. The coding region runs from base 193 to 1509 and encodes 438 amino acids. The record is from RefSeq and is a predicted model, not a curated record. The transcript is spliced from 8 exons. NCBI's taxonomy places the organism in Eukaryota, Viridiplantae, Streptophyta, Magnoliopsida, Ericales, Balsaminaceae.